Molecule: messenger RNA, 504 nt
Organism: Scylla paramamosain (green mud crab)
Lineage: Eukaryota; Metazoa; Arthropoda; Malacostraca; Decapoda; Portunidae
Exons: 2
Coding region: 1-504 (167 amino acids)
Source: RefSeq, a predicted model, not a curated record
AUGCCAUUGUGUUGUGUCCCUCAAUGUGCCACUCAAUGUGGGGACCACCAAUUCCCACAAGAAGCUGGAAUGAGGAAACUGUGGGAAGUUGCUAUAAAGAGGGAAAAGUGGAGCCCUACAGCAGCCAGCCGAGUGUGUCACAAGCAUUUCACCGGGGAGGAUUAUGUUACUACCACAGGGCGUAGUGGAAAUGGGUACCGCAUCAUCUUGUCCAACAACGUGUUUCUCAAGUUCAACCAGCGCGGCCGAGUCAGACCAGACCAGGCGGUUGACUACCAUCCACAAGGCCCGCCGCAGUAUGGAGCAUCAUUAGCAAGCAUAACACCUCUUGCGAGAGAGCCUCAGUCCUUUGGAACGGACACAGAGUCUCUAUUCCCGUAUCCGCACCGUAUUCCCCUGAUUAAAGCCAUGAACCCGCUGGGUUUCUGGCAGGAGAAACACUGCCGUGCCCCCAGCGGGCUGUCAUCCCGGAAACGCCAUCAUGACUACUGUAGCCCAAGCUAA